This is a messenger RNA of Vombatus ursinus (common wombat), 1299 nucleotides long. It is a transcript of the gene UPK3B, whose product is annotated as uroplakin 3B. The record is from RefSeq and is a predicted model, not a curated record. The transcript has 7 exons. Lineage: Eukaryota; Metazoa; Chordata; Mammalia; Diprotodontia; Vombatidae. The coding region runs from base 407 to 1231 and encodes 274 amino acids.
AGUUAGGCCCAGCUGAGGCAGAGACGGAUGGGGGAGGAGAGUUCUGCCCACCACUGCCCAGCCCUCACCUACUGGAUUUAGAAGUCUAGAAGCCGGGGGGCUGCGGCAUCCAGGGCUCCAGCAGAAAGCCGAGGGCCCCUCCCUUGGGGGAGGCAAAUGGCAUCUCAGCCGAGCACCACCUGGUACUGAUCUCACCCACGUGCCCUUCCGCAGACCCCUCCUGCAGCUGGAGAGGGGAGGGAGUUCUACAUACAGGUUUUUCUAGCCUCGGACUGUCCAGACAACCUGCCCGACCAGCUCGUCCAUCAAUCUCCAUUCCUCCUGGACCGGGACCAAGCCCCAGCCAGGAGCACAGCCGUCACCACCCCUCCUCGAGCUACCGUCAGAAGCUUUGUCCACUAAGGCCAUGGGGCGAGCCCAGGACUCUCACCUCUUGCUGCUUCUGCUACUUAUCAGUCACCACAUGGGGACCAGCCUGGAUCACAUCCCGUACACUCCACAGAUCUCCCCCCAUGCCCUGGAGGGGAAGGUCACUUCAGCCACCUUCUCCCUGGACCAGCCAAGAUGCAUCUUCAUGGAGCAUGCCAGCUCAACAGAUACCAUCUGGCUGGUGGUAGCCUUCAGCAAUGCCACCAAGGAUUUCCAGAACCCUGAGACUGCAGCAGAGAUCCCUUCCUACACCAGACUGCCCAUGAGCUUUUACUACAUGACCCUGAAGUUGUCUCCUGACCACUACCCAUGCAAGGAAGAAGACAUUGCUAUUCUCCGUGUGGGCAGUGACACUAGGUGCCUCCGAAACCCAAGUCAGGAGUAUUGUAACGCCCCCCUCCUGGACCCUGGCCCUUACAGCGUGAAGUUUCUUGUGAUGGACAACAACACCCAACCCAAGGCCGAGACGAGGUGGUCCAACCCAAUCACCCUCAACCAAGGACGGGACCCCCGAAGCAUUGACACGUGGCCCAGCAGGAGAAGCGGCUGCAUGAUCGUCAUUACCUCCAUCCUGUCCACCUUCGCUGUUCUCCUGGUGCUUGCCUUCUUCAUCGCUUCCACUGUCCAGUUCUCCAGCCUCUGGUGGCCCGAGGAACCACCGCCCCCCGAGCAGCUGCGCGUGGACUCCUUCGUUGGCAAACGCUACAUGACGCACCACAUCCCCCCCAGCGAGGCGGACACGCUGCCUGUGGGCAGGGGGCCCCAGCCGUUCCCCAGCCCUUGCCCAGGACCCAUGGUCUAAAUCUGUCCGCUGUGCUAAUGAGUCGCCCCCAUUUUGGCAUGAAUUAAAGAAGGACCCGGACGUUGUCA